UUUAACUGUUGAAAAUUAUUUCGACGAAAGAAAACAAAAAAUAUAAAAAACUAGAGAGAUCCAUUUCCAUUACCGCAAGUUAGUUGCUCGCAAUUUUCGUUCUCUUCACGUUCGGUUCAUGAAUUCACUCUGAGCGGGUAAUCUAGAUCAGGCGCUGCAAUUAUUGCUAUUACCGUCACAUGAGAUAUGGUUUAUCACUCUAGUUUUGUGAAUGAAGAUGAAGUCGAUAGCGCUUGUGGUUGCCCUCUACUUCCUCUCAAGAGCCACAUCAAGGGACCUGCUCCUGUUUCAGAUCAAGAUAGAACUGAUAUAGUGGAUGAAGCCAUAACCUUCUUCAGAGCGAAUGUGUUCUUCAGGAACUUUGAUAUCAAGAGCCCUGCUGAUAAGCUUCUCAUAUAUUUGACAUUCUACAUCAAUGUUGCUCUCAAGAGGCUUGAAGGUUGCAGAACUUUAGCUGAAGGGACAAAAGCUAUCAUCAAUUUGGGACUUGAGAAGGUUCCGGUCCCUGGAGAGUCUGGAUUUCCUUUUCCGGGCCUUCUUCCACUUCCUCAAUCACAUGAGGAAGCAGAAUUGUUCAGGAAUUAUUUGAAGCAGAUAAGGGAAGAAACAAGUGGGAGGUUAUUGAGCGUUGCGUACAGGCCUAAUGGCACACCAAAUAAAUGGUGGUUGGCAUUUGCAAAGAGGAAAUUUAUGAAUACAAUUAUUCCUUGAAUGGUUGUGACACAAUGGGAGUGCAGGAAUCAUAGAUUCAGCCUUGAAAUUAACACUUAUAAACACUUUUGAUCAAUUAUAUAUAAUGAAUCUUUUGGGGUAAUGUUGUAUGUUUCGAUUUUGAAUAUAUAUGCAUAGUGAUACCUGGUUAUAGCAUCA
This is a messenger RNA of Arachis duranensis, 870 nucleotides long. RefSeq names its product actin-related protein 2/3 complex subunit 3. NCBI's taxonomy places the organism in Eukaryota, Viridiplantae, Streptophyta, Magnoliopsida, Fabales, Fabaceae. Bases 187 to 711 code for a protein of 174 amino acids. The record is from RefSeq and is a predicted model, not a curated record. The transcript has 4 exons. Gene Ontology annotation, molecular function: actin filament binding. Gene Ontology annotation, biological process: regulation of actin filament polymerization; Arp2/3 complex-mediated actin nucleation. Gene Ontology annotation, cellular component: cytoskeleton; Arp2/3 protein complex.